Messenger RNA from Ctenopharyngodon idella (grass carp), 480 nucleotides. RefSeq lists its product as uncharacterized. Gene Ontology annotation, cellular component: myosin II complex. Gene Ontology annotation, molecular function: calcium ion binding. The record is from RefSeq and is a predicted model, not a curated record. The transcript is spliced from 5 exons. NCBI's taxonomy places the organism in Eukaryota, Metazoa, Chordata, Actinopteri, Cypriniformes, Xenocyprididae. The coding region runs from base 1 to 480 and encodes 159 amino acids.
AUGUCUUGUUCUGAGUUUCAGGGUAAUGUCAGUGCUGAAAAACUUGAAGAGUUCAAAGAAGCUUUCCUGUUGUUUGCCAGGACUCCCUCAGGGGAGAUGAAGAUAUCACUAGCUCAGUGUGGGGAUGUGAUGAGAGCUUUGGGCCAGAACCCAACUAAUGCUGAAGUCUUGAAUGUUCUAGGGAAACCAAAGCCUGAAGAGAUGGAAUCCAAACUGAUCGACUUUGAGACUUUCCUGCCUAUGUUUCAACAAGUUUCAAAGUCUACUGAAAGGGGCACAUUUGAAGAUUUUGUGGAGGGCCUUCGGGUCUUUGACAAAGAAGGCAAUGGAACAGUGAUGGGGGCUGAACUCCGCCAUGUGCUUGCUACUUUGGGUGAGAGAUUGUCUGAGGGUGAAGUGGAUCAGUUGCUGGCAGGGCAAGAGGACACAAAUGGUUGUAUCAACUAUGAGGCUUUUAUAAAACAUGUCAUGACUGACUGA